AUGAGACAACCAAAAUCAGAAACCUCAACAAGCUACCGAGAAAUCCGAGCAAAGCACACCCCAGAAACAAUAACAGUCUACCAAGCCUACAGCCCAACAAUAGCCAUCCCAGCCCUCCAAGCGCAAGCCCUCGUCUCACCCUUCUCUCGCACAAGAAUGACCUGGAUAAAGCCUUCCUUCCUAUGGAUGGCAUACCACUCCGGAUGGGCCAGCAAAGCAAACCAAGAGCACUUCCUAGCAAUAGAGAUCACGCGUUCAGGAUUCGAAUGGGCAUUGCGGCAUUCCUGCUUGAGCCACUACACACCAACACCGGGGGAUGAGAUCCAGCGCGAAGAAUGGCAAGCGAAGAUGCGUGCGAGUCCAGUGCGAGUGCAAUGGGAUCCAGAGUGGGAUUUAGAUUUGGGGUUUAGGGCUUUGGGGCAUCGGAGUAUUCAGAUUGGGUUGAGUAAGGAGGCUGUUGGGAUGUAUCUUGAUGAGUGGAUUGUUUCGAUUGCCGAUGUUACUGAAUUGAUGAAGGAGGUUGAGGGGUUGCUUAGGGAUGGGGACGUGGAGGGUGCCAGGGCUCGGUUAUGA
Molecule: messenger RNA, 573 nt
Organism: Penicillium antarcticum
Lineage: Eukaryota; Fungi; Ascomycota; Eurotiomycetes; Eurotiales; Aspergillaceae
Product: DUF4291 domain-containing protein
Exons: 1
Coding region: 1-573 (190 amino acids)
Source: RefSeq, a predicted model, not a curated record